This is a messenger RNA of Sinocyclocheilus grahami, 723 nucleotides long. RefSeq names its product high choriolytic enzyme 2-like. The record is from RefSeq and is a predicted model, not a curated record. Gene Ontology annotation, biological process: proteolysis. The transcript has 6 exons. Bases 1 to 723 code for a protein of 240 amino acids. Lineage: Eukaryota; Metazoa; Chordata; Actinopteri; Cypriniformes; Cyprinidae. Gene Ontology annotation, molecular function: metalloendopeptidase activity; zinc ion binding.
AUGGACACAAGAGCCUCCCUCUCCAUUCUGCUGCUGCUGUUUGGCGUCUCGCAGGCGUCUCCUCUCAUGGAGGAAAGGUUUGAAGGAGUGUUUGUGUCAGAGCCUGAACCUCUGGACAUCACUACAAGGAUUUUGGAGUCCAACAAUGGAUCUUCUGAAGUCUUGAUUGAAGGAGAUCUGGUGUUUCCCAAAACCAGAAAUGCUCUUAACUGCUUUAACAACCACUGUUUCUGGAAGAAAAACUCUAACAACAUAGUGGAGAUCCCUUACAUAGUGAGCGGUGAAUUCUCCUAUAAUAACAAAUUAGUUAUCGCAAAUGCCAUGUUCACUUUUCACUCCAAAACCUGCAUCCGCUUUGUGGCCAGAUCAACUCAGAGCGACUACAUCAGUAUUGAGAACAAAGAUGGGUGCUACUCUUCUCUUGGCAGAACUGGUGGCAAGCAGGUGGUCUCCCUCAACAGGCAAGGCUGUGUGCAUCACGGCAUCUUUCAGCAUGAGCUCAAUCAUGCCCUGGGCUUCUACCACGACUUCCGGUAUCCGGUAGGGCCGCUGCCGGACUACGACUCCGGGUGGUGUGCGGACCUCGUGCUCUAUGACGGUAGUUCUGCCCGGGGUCUCGCUGAACACAUCCCGGAACUGACUGACCAAGGUCUCGAGCUCCAUCUUCUGGGUCGCCGACAGCUGUGGUUCCAUGAGCAACUGGCCGCGGAACCCACUUUUUGA